AUGGCCGCCACAACUUGUUGUGCAAAUAGUCUGCGUCUCAAUCCUCAAUUUGCAAGAACUGCCGCCAACGGGCGGACAUCUGAAUUGAAGACUGGUAUUCUACAGCUCAUCUGUGCAAGUCCUUUCGUCGGAUUGGACCAUGAAGAUCCAUACACUCAUCUGACUCGGUUUUAUGAGCUAGCAGGUACUACAGGUGUAGCUCAAGCUAAGGAAGAAACUUUAUUCAAAAGGUUGUUCCCACAUUCCUUGCUAUCAAAGGCUAAGGACUGGUAUCUCGAUCAACCUGAAACAGUUAUGACUGAUUGGAAUACUUUGGAAGAAAAAUUUUUGGAACGGUUUUACUCUCAAAACAGAUUCUUUGAUGCUAAAACAGCAAUUGUGGUAUUCUCUCAAGGUAGUAAUGAAUCACUGAAUGAAGCUUGGGAAAGAUUUAAAGCCAUGCUGAGAAAGUGUAAAGGGCACGGAUUUGUGGAAGUCGAUCAAAUUCACAUGUUCCGCAACGGUCUUACACCUACCAAUAAGACUCUACUGGAUGCCAGAGCUGGUGGCUCAUUAAUGUCCAAGACAACUGCUAAAGCAAUAGAGAUAAUUGAGAGAAUGGCUUUGAAUGACCGACAAAGUAAUCAUGAUCGUACUGUCAGAGAGAAGAAGCCGGGGUUGUUGGAGCUAACUAAUAGUGAUGCUCUACUUGCUCAGAACAAAUUAUUAACAUCACAAGUGGAGCUUUUGACACAACAAAUGUCCAAACUUCCACAACAAAUCAAAGAGCUUAAUGGAGUUUCAAAUUCAUACCAAGUUGCUAAGUGUGAAUUAUGCAAGGGAGAUCAUCAAACUGGAUUUUGCCCACCAGUCUUGGCAGAAGAAGUGAACUAUAUGAACACCAACCAAGGACCAAGGCAAAAUCAAUACUCAAAUCCUCCACCGUAUCAACAGAAUUAUCCUCCAAGGAAUAACAACCAAGGGUAUCAACAAAGACCCAACAAUAAAGGGUAA
This is a messenger RNA of Vicia villosa (hairy vetch), 993 nucleotides long. RefSeq lists its product as uncharacterized. NCBI's taxonomy places the organism in Eukaryota, Viridiplantae, Streptophyta, Magnoliopsida, Fabales, Fabaceae. The record is from RefSeq and is a predicted model, not a curated record. Bases 1 to 993 code for a protein of 330 amino acids. The transcript has a single exon.